UCAGAAACCACAGUAGCAGUUGGAGAAUUGUACUCCAGAGGAGAUGAUUCCUCAUGAAGUCCUUGGUUUACCUUCCGAAAACAAAUGCAACGUUUCCUUCAUGAAACAAAACACUGAGCUAACUAGUCACUGAGAGAGCAGCAGCAGAGGCUAAAAAGAUGAAAUCCAGUCAAGAAAGGAGCAAUGAGUGCUUGCUGCCAAAAAAGCGGGAAAUUCCUGUUACCAGUCUGCCAUCAGAGGAAAAGACAGCAGCUCCAGCAUCUGAAAGCCAGCGUGUGGACAAUGUGUGUUGGAGUCCAAGUAUCUCUAGUAUCCAAAGCAGUCCUGGGUCACGGCACAGUAAUACUACAACCUUGGAGGAGACUGAUUUACAACAGGGAAUAGUUUUACACAAAUCACUAGCAGCUGACUAUUCCUCCCCUAGUGCUCCCAGAUCGACCUCAGCAAUGCAGUCUUCAGCAUAUCCUCCAGCAUUGACUCAGUCAGGGGCAACCUUAUCCCCAGCACAUUACACCCAUCUACAACACCCUUUCCAGUUUGCCCAGUAUGGUGCACCAUUUGCAGCUAUUGUUCCAUCAGAGCUGGUAUCCCCAACAGCUAAUUCCACAUCUGGUGCUGUGACUUCCACUUCUUCUGCCUCUGCUACUGCUACCACUCCAUCCCAGCGUUCCCAGCUAGAAGCCUAUUCCACAAUGCUGACCAGUAUGGGGAAUGUAACCCAGCAGAGCCACAAGGUGGAGCAGCACUUGUGUCGGCCACCUGGAUUAGUCACUGCAGGGUCUCCUACUGCUACUUCACCUGCACCACAAAACCAGUUUGUUAGAGUUUCUAGCUCCCCGCUGAGUGUUUCACGAACUGUGUCAUCUCCAGCUUCACAACUACAUCCUCAUUCAGCAGUGAUUCCACAUAAUCUCACCUCCCAGGUGGUCCUACAGUAUGCAGAUAGUGGCAGCCACUGUUAUACAAGAGAGGGUCACAAGAAGGCCGAAGACUCCAGAUUACAAGUAAAGGAAAUUCUGAAUGGAGAGAUUGAAAAGAGCAGAAGGUAUGGCAUUUCACCCUCUGCUGGCACAAAUCUGAAAACAGGCAAUAAAGCAGCUUCUCAUCAUUAUGAAGCAAGACAUUUGGUGGUCCACCCAAGUCCUAGCGAUUACAGUGCUCACAAUUCCUCAGGUGUUAGGACCUCUGUGAUGGUAGUGCCCAACAGUAAUUCAUUUGCUAUGGAUCUGGAGGUACAUCAUGCCAUUAAAAGAGACACUUCUCCUUCAGCAGUCCAUGAAAAGGUGGGCAUCAAUCUAGGAAAAGUGGGAUCCAGACCAUAUGCUCUGUCACCACAACAGACUCUAGGCCACGAAGGUGUAAAAACCAUUGCAAAUCUGUCUCCCCACACAGUCAUCCAGACUACCCAUAAUGCAUCAGAGCAUCUACCUGUAGGGCUGUCUCCAACUGCUUUUUAUACAAGUACACAACAUCCAGUCAUUGGUUACCUCAGCAGCCAGCAGUCAGCAGUUGGUUAUCAUGGAAACCUCUCACAUCUGGUGAUUCCAGGUGCUCAGCCCUUUCUUAUUCCAUUAAGCAGAGGAGAUGUCGAAGCAUCAGGAGUAGCAUCUGCUAUAGUGACUUCAUCACCUCAUUAUGCAGCAGUGCCUCACACAUUUGUCAGUACGGCCAUUCCUAAGACUGAGAAUUUUAGCCAUGAGGCAGUGACAACUCAGCCAGCCUACCAAGCAGCAGUUUUACAGGCCCAAAUCCACCUACCAGUGGCACAGCCUGCAAGUUCCCCCACAGCAGCUUCACCUGCACUGCCCCCUUACUUCAUGAAGGGCUCAAUUAUCCAGCUGGCUAAUGGGGAGCUGAAGAAAGUAGAGGACUUGAAAACUGAAGAUUUUAUACAAAGUGCAGAAAUCAGUAAUGAGCUGAAGAUUGACUCUAGCACUGUUGAGAGGAUUGAAGAAAGUCAUAACCCAGGCUUUGCUGUAAUCCAGUUUGCAGUUGGAGAGCAUAGAACACAGGUACUGUAAUACGUCUGACAACAUUAUAAAUGUGCGCACAGUAAGAAGUGAGGGGAAUGUAAGAGCAGUCAGCAGAAUGUUUUGGAUUCCUUUUCUAAGUUUGUGGGUGGUAAAUGUGAUCCUUAGA
This is a messenger RNA of Protopterus annectens (West African lungfish), 2139 nucleotides long. RefSeq names its product ataxin 1 (gene ATXN1). The transcript has a single exon. Gene Ontology annotation, cellular component: nucleus. The record is from RefSeq and is a predicted model, not a curated record. The coding region runs from base 159 to 2021 and encodes 620 amino acids. Gene Ontology annotation, molecular function: protein binding; RNA binding. Gene Ontology annotation, biological process: negative regulation of transcription by RNA polymerase II; nervous system development. Lineage: Eukaryota; Metazoa; Chordata; Ceratodontiformes; Protopteridae.